Messenger RNA from Phaeodactylum tricornutum CCAP 1055/1, 2018 nucleotides. RefSeq lists its product with no specific name. The transcript has a single exon. The record is from RefSeq and is a predicted model, not a curated record. Bases 205 to 1797 code for a protein of 530 amino acids. Lineage: Eukaryota; Bacillariophyta; Bacillariophyceae; Surirellales; Neidiaceae.
ACACUUAAUAGUCUUUUCAAAUUGUAUCGAUUACAGUUAAUUGUGACAUGAGUGACUUUCACCUUUUUGUCGUCGAGAAUUUUUGUUGGGAUGAAGUACCUUUAUAAAUCCUAAUUUCUAUUCCGAUACUCCGAGGCAUCAUCUCACAUUUUCGAUGUCUGCAUGGCCAACAUCCAUAAUACCAAUUGAAGAUAUAUUUUUACGAUGCAAUUCUUGCCGCUUGCUGUUGAUAUCGAUUGCUCCAGUACAUCCGUCUCAACAGAGCAGUCAUUUGAUGGACGGGGUUGGAAAAAGGCGGUGAUGAAGCGCUUGGUCGGCACACUACCACGCAGGCAUUCGUCGUUUCACCCAACUGACUGUGAAUUGGAAAGUCGUGUGCAAUAUACUGCAGACCCUCAGAAGUCUCUGUGUACAAGAUUUGUACCCCCGCUUUUGGAUGUCAAAGAUCCAAUGAUAGAGAUCAACGCCAGCCCGGAAAUAGUUGUCCUCGGCAGCAAAAACCCAAGAAGGAAUCAUGUGACUUCUAUUUCUCCUAUCAUACCGUUUGGUCCAAUCUCAAAACGGAAGCACAAGCGAUGUAACUCUGCCUGUGAGGAAAGCAAGAACAAGUACCAGAUGGCAAGGGGGCUUGCUUAUGACGUACCAACGCAAAAACGCCGUGUAUAUCUCAUUGGCAUUGAUUGCCCAGGGAUGUCGAGUCCAAAGCCGUCGAGGCAAGCCAAACUCUAUCCGGAAUCAAUUCCUCGAGAAUUUGGUACAGCUUCCUCUUUUCCGUUCCAGCGAGGUACAAGCGAACCGAAAGUUCAGCCGCUGUCAAUAGAAGGGGAUACCAUGUCCUUUGGAUCUGGGAAAAAACUAUACAGAAGAAAUGAGAGUUCCCCAUCGCCUAGAUUGAGGAAAAGAGGAAAUCGGAACAUUUCUAUUUCGAGAACUAUGCAUGGUAUACCUUUUUCUUUGCGAGACCAUCAAUCCAUGCUGGAACGGACCGACAAUGUGUACUAUGAAGAAAUGCCCACUCCGGAUGCUGUGCCAGAUGGUCUAUCGAAUGGUCGUCGACCACCGCUUAUUUUAGGAAAAACAUCACGACAAUCGCGAAAGGUAUCUACGCGUUCGCUUAUGGCUCACACAACGAGGGUAAAACCUCAGGUGCAAAGAACUUUGAAGAGCAAGCGACCUACUCCUGCCACUAGUAUCUCUCCGGGCCCAGAUCAGAUGAGCGAUUGUGGCAGCUCAGAUGUCCCUUUGCAAUACUCUUUCAACAAACCUCUGUAUAACUCGCCGGGCAAGUACUGCAGAGGUUUGCGUCUUGUACAGUCGAAGGAGCAAAUCGAUCAGGCAGUAAAGCCAUCGUCAAAAAAUGACAAGCUUUCCAGCCCCAUACAUUGGAAGCAUCGAUACAAACAGUCACAUAUUGAGAAGGCUUCCACUGUGUUGCCUCUACCAAAACAAAGCAGUCUGGCUUCAAGAAGCUUUGCUUUCAUGUAUCCGGGAAAAAAUUCACUUGCAGCACAUGAGCUUGCUACUUUGCAUGCAUUGACUACCGAUUGUCCAGGCAAAACAUAUUUACGAAGUUGCGGACAAGCGAACACGAGUCCUUGCAGUAUUCUUGAUACAGAGUUCUUUCAGAAUGAAGACUUUUAUGCGGCGUGCAGCUAUAAAAGGAAUUUGACCGACGCCCUUUGUGAAUUCCCCCUUGUUGCUCAAGCAACAAAAUGUCGAUGGGAUUUCACAGAGUCCGAUUGCAGAUUUCCUGCGCUUCCCCUGCGUGGGUCGAGGAGUGCUUUGACUGCAGAUUGAUCAAACGAAAUCGUAAAAGUAAGAGCAAGUUGCUGCAACCAAUCUGUCGAUUUGAUAAGCUGAUCAGGCACAGGAUCUAUGAAACUGCGAUCGUACAAACAAUCCCCAGGUCCUAGGAGAAAGCUCCGUAUAUAUAACUUGUCGUUCUUGAUAAGAAUGGCUCUAGCUAGAGUAUAUGGACGCAGUAGACAACGUGGUGUCUUAGAAACUAUGAAUGUCAC